Epinephelus fuscoguttatus (brown-marbled grouper) is the source of this 4976-nucleotide messenger RNA. RefSeq names its product leucine-rich repeat-containing protein 26. The transcript is spliced from 3 exons. Gene Ontology annotation, molecular function: protein binding. The record is from RefSeq and is a predicted model, not a curated record. Gene Ontology annotation, cellular component: extracellular matrix. Bases 701 to 1927 code for a protein of 408 amino acids. Lineage: Eukaryota; Metazoa; Chordata; Actinopteri; Perciformes; Serranidae.
UCCCAUGUCUGGCUGAAACAUUCUCAAAGACAUUGGAAGGGGCGUCACACGAUGAAAAGCUGUAUGAAAGGAGAAUGGAGACCGUUAUUUCAGAGGAAGCUCUGCUGCCAGGGAGGAUGCAGCAGCUCACAUUGUUAGCGAGUGAGAUCACCCAUGUUCUCCAGAUUUAAACCUCGCUCCUCUCGCAGUGGGCACUCUUCACACCCUGAGAGGAGACGAUCCAAGCUUCUGUUUGGAUGAAGAGGCUUUACGCUCACAGUUCUGAGGCGCUGAGUGUCCCUUGUGUUGUGUGUAACUUCAAAUCCAAAGAUCAACUCAUCUGUCAAUAUUUAGAGUGCUGGCUUGCCACACAUAUGCAGAAACACACACAACCCCCUGAGCUGUCAGAUUCCUAGACAUGUCCAGAGGUGAGCUGACUCUAACCUUUAGACUGUUUCUGUUAUCAGGCCAAGAUGGGAAUUAUCUCAACUGGUGAAUGCAUGGAAUUAGCAACACAUACAAAAGUCUUACUUAAAACUUGGACCAAAGCAUCCAAAUCCAAACACUGGACUCCUGAUCCCUAGUGACCCGUGUCACCAUGCCAACUCCCACGAUCCUCACAGCAACCAGGAGUCCUCAGAGAAGCUGCUAGGUUUACAGCUGUGAGCCUUCAUAACGUGGAUCCUCUCCAGUGCUGAGAGAGAGAGACCAAGAGGCAGAGAUGGUUUGCCAGUGGUGUGUCCUGCUGAUUUUCAUCUUGCUGGCGAAGAUGGGACUUGCGGGUGGAUGUUUGUGUCCAGCAGCCACCAUUUUGUCCCAGUUUCCCUCUGAGGUUCCUACUGACGUCUGUUGCUUGAACUACUCCGGCUCUGCUUUCAGCCAUGUGCCCUGGUCUGUGUUUACCAAUGAGACAAACAUAAAGACUCUGGAUCUCUCCUUCUGUAAUAUCACUUCUGUUAAUGUGAGUGAAAAAGUAGUCUCUACAUUGCAAAAGGUUUACUUAGGUCAUAACAGACUAACAGUAUUGCCAAGGGGGUUUCUUGCCAGCCAGCCGAGCCUGAAGGAGGUGGAUCUGAGCAGAAACCAGAUUCAGGAGCUUCCUGAGGGUUUUCUCCAAGACUCAGAUAGCCUCCAGAAGCUUUAUCUGCAGGGAAACCAGUUACGCUUCCUGCCGGGCUCUUUGCUACAGAAGCCCAGUCUGCAAACACUGGAGCUGGAUGGGAACCCCUGGGACUGCUCCUGUUUGUUACUGGAAGGCCUGGAGGAAGGCAGGAAGGUUAACAGGACUACUAACCUACAGACUCUGGUGGGGAACUUGACCUGUGUCUCUCCCAGGUACCUGGCUGGCAGGAUUGUGUUCUCGGUGAGGCUUAGCGACGCGUGCCGCCCAGCUGGCCUCACCGCACUCUUCAUCGUGCUCCCUCUUCUCAUCCUCUCCGCCUUGGUGCUUUGCUGGUGCUGUGGGAGAAAGAGGAAGAGAAAAGAAGCACCAGUAAGCACCUCUAAAAAGAGAGCCUCCAGCUCCAGCUGUAACGGCCAGAAGCAUCGCAGUAAGCAGAAACCUGCAGCCAAUGAGCCGAGUAAAGCUGGAAGCUCUGGCAAUGAGGGGAUCCUGAAGAACCAGCUGCUGCUACGCCCGUCAUCCACCCUGCUGGGCAGCACCAGGGACAUUUAUGAAGAGGUGGAGGUUAAGGUGGGCUCAGUGGAGUCUCUUCCCCGAGUUUCCUUACGUUGUUCCAGCUUCACAGAAGGGAAGCAGGGUCCCGAAGGGCCUGACAGAGCCAGCAAGACAGACCUGGACACAGUCAGUGUGACUGAAGUGAUGAAAGACUCAGCUGACAGAGAGAAGGCUUACCUGACUCAGUCAACUGAAUACUACAGCCUGGUGCCGGGUAUCGAACUGGAGGACUCAGACCACGGCGAAUAUGAGAAUGUGGACCUCUCAUGACACCAUUUUAAAGGAAUAGUUCAACAUUUUGGGAAAUAUGCUUAUGUUUUCAUGAUGAUAAUUAGAUGAGAAGAUCUGAACCUACUGAGUCUACUCAUGUUUGUUUGUUAAAAGCUGUUAAAGGUAUACUAUGCAGGAUCCCUCUCAGUCAUCACCUUUGACCCCAUAGCAGUGUGUGGUGGUGUCUGUAUCUGCCCUCUGCCUCUACUUUCUUAUUUUCUUCUAUAUUGGUUUGUUCAAGACGUGUCUGGGUGUCAACCUUUGGUGUGUAGCCUCCAGCAAAUAGCAGCACAAAGUCUGGACUCGAUAACAAUGUAGUGACCUGCUGUCUCCAUCUCUCUUGUCUGUUUUGUGGAUGCGAGCUGCAGGUCUGUGUGUCUGUUUGAUUGAGGACCAGAUUGAGCCAUACACACAGAGAGCAGAGAAGCAAGCAGACAGGCUGACGCAUGCGCUUCGGAUGAAUUCAAACAAAACCACUUCAUGGUUGUGCAGAGGUGUGGGCGUGUUUUUUUUUUUUUGUGCUUUAGAACAUGACUGAAAAUAAUGUUUUAUUUUCCUGAUCACUGCUUUGUUCUUUUUAACACCGUUCCUGCUCCUCAUUCGCGCUCAAGCUUGAGUGAUCACUGCUGCUCUCUCAAUUAGAGGAGGGGCCAAGUUUGAAUGUUGUGUUUUCAAACAGUCAGCUACAAAACCUGCGUAGUAUACCUUUAAAAUUUUCCUGUGAAAGUUUAAUGAGCUGCACCCACUGAAAGUAACAAACUGAUGUGACCCGUAGAAGUUUAUAACUUUUUCUACAAUCAAACUAGCUGUUUCUCCCUGCUUCUUGUCUUUAUGCUAAGCUAGGCUAAUCACUUCCUGGCUCCAGCUCUGUACUAACUCAAAAACAAGGUGCACCUAUAGGAAUCAUAUUUCGCAAAGUGUCAGGUUAUUCCUUUAAGAGAGACACUGUGUGUGUACAUGUGUGUUACAGAAAAAGCGGGUUAUCUAUGGACACACAGAGAGAGUCUGGUCCGACCACUGUAGUAUCACAAUGUAAGAGGAAGUGAUUUAAUCCGGGCCUUUUCCUGUGGGACCUGAGGAACGCAGUGACGGUUUGAAAGGGAGGCCCACUUUUUUCACUCUGGAAAAAACUACUCAACAUUAAAGACACAAAGACAUUUUUUUCUAUUUGAUGUUUCUGUUUCACUCCAUGCAAAUGUACACUACUGUCUUAAGGUCUUUAACAAAGAACAGGACAUGUUUUUGUCAAUACUUACUUAUUCUAAGUCAAGCAAGCUUUUGUAUGUACUUUUCUUUACCUCACCCAUGUAUAAUUGUCAUAUGCAUUCCAGUUUGACUUGGAUACAGGAUGUUCCGGAUACUUCACCUUAAGCUGCACACCCAGAAAUGUAGGUGCAGAGCAAUGACUAAUCCCAUUGCAAUGCUGCCAGUUAAUUCAUUGUGAAAUGUGGAAUGUAAAGCUCAGAUGAGAAGUCUAAAUUUAUGGAUGUCAUCAAGCAAGGGCAAAGGGCUUGCAUGCUCAUGCUUUACGUCACAUUUUAAAAUGUGCAUGUAUGUUGGAAAAUAUCAGGGCGGUCAGAUCUAAAUGCAGGUGCAUGCUGGUUCGAGAUAAAAAUCUGUGUAGUGCAUACAUCAUGACACUGGAGAGGAGACCUACACAAAAGCCAAACACUGAACAUCAGGGUCAUCAUGGAGGUGCAGGACACAGACAUGCUAUUCUUAUCUAAGAUGUGGAAAACAAACGGACGUCUCACCCUCACACAAAUGCUAAUUGGUUCUUGUUCAGCAAGACAGACGCAGAGAGAGAGACAGUGGGUGCAGCUAUGAGGGUGUGGAGCUUCCUGGAAUUUAAAAGAACAGAGAUGUAUUUUCCGAAGGGUUUUUACAUAUUUUCCAUCACAGCUUUAUUUAUCAACAUUGUAAGGUUCACUGCCAGAAGCCUUAAGCUCAAAAAACGAGCAGAUAAAUGAGUAAAUGUUGCAUUUUGUAAUUUUGUACACAGAAAAAUAGCAUAAAUUUAAUUGUUAACAGGGCUGUAUGGACUGGUUGCUGAGGUCAAGUCUUUCUUCUUUUAUUUUUAGCAACCUGUGCUUUAUUUAUUUUCUCUAUCUCUAAUUAUUGUUCAUAUGCCUCUCAGACUGCACAUAAGCAGUUAAAGGAUAAAGUCAGUUUUCAUCCAGCUCUGUGUCAUCGCAGUCUGUGCAGAUGAGCAGUAUUUGGCUUCACCCUGUGCCGCCAACACCCGGAGCACCCCACUCAUUUGCCUACAGAGUUGUGCCAGGUGACCAAAAUGCGUCACUGAUGGUGCAGUUUUUACAUGCUAACGACUGAAACGAUUGAACGAUUGUGCUUUUGGCUUUGGAAUGGCUAAAAGAAAAAGAACUUCUUCCAAACUUCCAGGCUCUUUAGAUAAUGAGUAUAAUUCAUGCUACAGUGUCAUAUUUGAAAAGCCUGCUGUACUUAUGGUUGCUAAGCUACUGGGCUGUUGGCGGGAUGGGUUUCACCAACAGUCAACUGAGUCUUUUAGACUCAAUAUAUUUUGAUUUGAUUUCAGCGAAUAAUGCAUAAAUAACCAGUCAUCGUUUAGAUGGAGAGAGGAUUUCAGUCCUGUCAGUAUGGAAAAGGCUUUGAAAAAGCAAUUAGACCUUCAUGUUGGGAAAUUUACAGAAAAUAUCUAACCCUAACCCUGAAAUACAUAAAUAAAAUAUAAAGAAUCCAAAUUAAUUGACUUUUUAGAGGUCUAUGGUCAAAACUCUCUGAGAGUGAUAAGGCCCAUGACCUCAGUAUUCCUAAAAUUGUGGCUACAGUUGUGAUUGUGAGAUUGGUUUGAAGUAAAAUUAUCCUCGGUGGGGUGUUUGAUUGUAAAACUGCUGUGCUAACAGCUGCUAAAUAACAUAAACUAGCAUUAAUUAAUAAUCCUCUGUUAAAACAAGAUGGGUAUACUGGUAUGAUUUGUAAUAAAGGCACUGAUUUUUAUCAUGUUUAUACAGGCAGAUGCACUAUCUUGAUUGUUUUUUGUAUGCAAAACAUUCUGAUAAUGAAAGACAAA